GUGUCGGUGGAUAAAUUACUACAAUUUGCUUAAUAGCUAAUAGACUCAAAAUUACUGGUAUGCUCUUACGAUUCGCUCACGAUGUCCGUAUAUGCGAUGAUACUGCCUCUCAUCUUCUUGGGAUUGUUAGGAACCAUAUUUGGAAAAGAUAUCAAAGGCUCAGCCUUUUGUGAAUUUUACAAUGAAACAAUGUGUGCGGAAUCUCAACAAGGAUGUUCAGGAAAAGAAGAAUGUAUCCUGCAUGAUCCAGAUAAACGUAAUCACUGUUACGUGCUGUGGACAAUCGACAAUGUUACUAAAAAAUCAAUAAUUAAAUUGAAGGGCUGUUUUUUAGAUAGCAAUGAUUGCUAUGAUAAGCCAGAUUGCAUCGAGGAUAAUCCAGAACGGAAGAAGGACUUAUAUUUUUGUUGUUGCGAUGGUAACAUGUGUAACCAAAAUUUCUCCUGGAAUCCACAUCCGACUUCAUCAAAGCCUACACAACCAUCUGUUAUUCAUGAAUUCGAACCUGUGCCCAACACGAAGCAACAAGCCAUAACUCUUGCUCUAUUAAUAUCGAUUCCUAUGCUCCUUACGUUUGGCUCAUUCUUUUUAUGGUGGUUGUAUCGUCAUCGAAAAUUGGGCUACUUCAACGAGGUGCCAACUCUGGAACCUCUUCCAAUGCCACCACCGUCGCCGACUCUUGGAUUACGACCGAUAAAACUCCUUGAGAUUAAAGCUCGGGGUCGUUUCGGAGCAGUUUGGAAGGCCGAAUUGAAAAAUGACAUUGUUGCAGUCAAGGUUUUUCCUGUUCAAGACAAGCAAUCUUGGCAAACUGAGCAGGAGAUUUUUAAGCUUGCACACAUGGACCACGAAGACAUACUGCGCUUUAUAAGUGUCGAGAAGCGCGGGGAUAAUUUACAAGCUGAAUUCUGGCUAAUUACGGCGUACCACGAGAGAGGUUCAUUGUGCGAUUACCUGAAAGCUAAUAUUGUCACAUGGCCUGAAAUGUGUAGAAUUGCGGAGUCUAUGGCAAGAGGUUUGAUGCAUCUACAUGAGGAAAUCCCAGCUAACAAAGCCGACGGUUACAAACCAGCUGUAGCUCAUAGAGAUUUUAAGUCAAAAAACGUUUUACUGAAGGCUGACAUGAGCGCCUGUAUAGCGGACUUUGGCUUGGCACUUAUUUUUUACCCGAACAAGCCUUGUGGUGAUACACAUGGCCAGGUUGGAACACGAAGAUACAUGGCACCGGAAGUGUUAGAAGGGGCAAUAAAUUUUACUAGAGACUCAUUCUUACGGAUCGACAUGUAUGCUUGCGGAUUAGUGCUAUGGGAAUUAGCUUCGAGAUGUACCAUACAAGAUGGACCAAUAGGAGAAUAUCGAUUACCAUUUGAGGAUGAAGUCGGCCUUCAUCCGACUUUAGAAGACAUGCAAGAAAGCGUUGUUCAUAAAAAAGAAAGACCGCUCAUAUUAGAAACUUGGCGUAAACAUCCAGGACUUUUAUCAAUUUGUGAUACAAUGGAAGAAUGUUGGGAUCACGAUGCCGAAGCACGCCUUUCCGCCUCGUGCGUAGUGGAACGAGUUGCUACCCUUAGUAGAACUCUUGUAUUAAACUCAUCUACUUUGAUUCGAGUUGAUAAUACCAACGAGAUUAUUACUACCAAGGAGUCUAAUUUUCAUUGCUGUUUGGGUAGGUGGCUCCACCUUACGGAUUUCUACCUUGCGGAUCACAAGGGAGCAAAGCCUUUUUACAUUGAACAUAUUCAAUUGGGUAAUUAUUCGAUCAAGAAUUGAUUAAAAUUUAAUUAUCAAUGCUACUGUAAAUAAAUUUUUUUACAUUGAACAACGGUUAUAUUUUAGAAACAUUGUUUCUAAUUAAAUCUAAUUUUCACUGAUCUUGAUAUCUAAGAAAUUAAUUUAUCUUCAGUAUAUCAAAAAAAUAAAUUUGUUAAUAUAAAUCACUGUACUCGAUAUCAAGUGACAGAUAUAUAUAUAUAUUUUAGAAGUUUGAAAAUUUGCUGAAGUGACUGUCUACAAUUAACAAUAUGCAGAAGACUUCCUCGAGUUUUAUUAUGAGAGAAAUAUAAUACGACAAAUAACCAAAUGCUUUUGUUAUAAAAUGAUCAAUAUACUGGGAUAUUAACAAAUGCUGCUAUGGCAACGAGUUAGGAUAAAGAUGUGAUCACUGUGUAUCCUUUGGAAUAAAAAAUAUAUAGUAGUAAUAUUAUUUUUUUUGUCAGUUUUGCUUUUAUAUACGAAUUCAUAUAUAUUAACAAAUUCUUAUUUGAUAAAUUUAUUUUUAUAUUUCUAAAAGCCUGAAAAAGUAAUUACGACAUUUAAAACGCGCACAAUGUACAUACCUGCAUAUGCAUACAUAAUAUGUGCCACUGACAUUCCUCAUUGAUUAUCGAUACUGUGCGAUGAUUAUCUUGAUCACAAAAUAUAUAUACCAAAUAAAAUUCAGCGAAUUUUUCCUGUAAAGCCACGUCACACAUCAUUAAAAAGUGGGUAAUAUAAUCCUAUUACGUCAGGACUUGAACGUUAUCGUUAUCUGCACCCGAGAUGAGAUCGAAAAGAACUAAAAAGUGGCCGAUGAACAGGAUGAAGAGCUUCACACUUUUUGUUUUUCAACACCUGAGGGUACAUUGAUCGAUAAUAGCUACACAUAUCGUAGCUUAAUGCGUAACGAUUGGAGCCGUGGAUAAUAAUGUACAGUCGAUUUUAACAUUUAAUCCUCGGAUACAUAGGCGAUGGUAAUGUUCAGGUCUUGUUAUUACAAAGUACCUGGUAGAUACAAUCGAAUUAACAGAAUGAAAUUUAUUAGAUCUUUUUUUUGCAUGAAAUGCAUAUCUUAAUCAACUUGAAUUUUACAAAAAAAAACGCUGCAGUACAUGUUUAAUAUUUCACGCAUAGGAUAUUAAUCAUAAAUUUUACGUGGCUCUAAUAUAUAUUUAAUAUAUUAUAUGAUAUUUACCUUAUAUUUAUUUUUUUUAUUGAAUAAUGUGCAUUUGCAAUUUUCCAAUACACGUUAUUAGCUUAAUGUUAUAUUUAAUAUAAAUAUAGAAUAUUUGGGACAUUUCAUUUAUUAGUAAAACUAAUUAAUGCAUACAUGUAACACACGAUAUAAGAUAAUGUAGAAUGUAAAUUAUUCAUAUUUGCCAACAACGUAUCAUGGUGCAAUCUAUCGAAAAGAAUGGUAAAAAGUAAGUGUUUUUAUUCCAGAACUCAAAGUAACGAUUUCAAUAUAAAUCUAUUAAAAUACUGAAAUAUCA
Molecule: messenger RNA, 3248 nt
Organism: Ooceraea biroi (clonal raider ant)
Lineage: Eukaryota; Metazoa; Arthropoda; Insecta; Hymenoptera; Formicidae
Gene: put
Product: activin A receptor type 2 punt
Biological process (GO): activin receptor signaling pathway; cellular response to growth factor stimulus; protein phosphorylation
Cellular component (GO): plasma membrane; activin receptor complex
Molecular function (GO): activin receptor activity; activin binding; ATP binding
Source: RefSeq, a predicted model, not a curated record